Messenger RNA from Ceratosolen solmsi marchali, 6348 nucleotides. RefSeq names its product Ubr3 ubiquitin ligase (gene Ubr3). Gene Ontology annotation, cellular component: ubiquitin ligase complex; cytoplasm. Gene Ontology annotation, molecular function: ubiquitin protein ligase activity; zinc ion binding. The record is from RefSeq and is a predicted model, not a curated record. NCBI's taxonomy places the organism in Eukaryota, Metazoa, Arthropoda, Insecta, Hymenoptera, Agaonidae. Gene Ontology annotation, biological process: ubiquitin-dependent protein catabolic process via the N-end rule pathway; protein ubiquitination. Bases 383 to 6199 code for a protein of 1938 amino acids. The transcript has 29 exons.
GAGAGAGUACGGAGUGUAAGUUAGCUAGAGAGGGUGGGAGAGGGCCAGGGAGCACAUUAGAGGCGUAGCGCCAACGUCUGAACCGUCGUUGCUCUCCUCGUCAUGCCGUCGAUGCCGUGCACCCGAAGGACGAGGACGAUCGACAAUGUAUAUUGACAUGGAGCUCGCGGAGGUUUCCCCGCUCCGCGGGCCAUCGGCUUCGAUCCCACGAGUCUACUAGCUUUAUUACCAAAAAAGGUUCAUUCACCUCUCGCUCUGUCUCUGUCCUGUGCUCGCUGAUCGCCCGUUCGUUGGAUCCUUUCGGAGCUCCUUGCGUCCUCGUGUCGCGCUUUGCAAGAGCAGCGACGUUAAAAUCCUCGCAAGCUCACCUUACGCAAGGCGCAUGACGAUGGCGUCAACUUCGAGCACCUCGGCCCAGGUACUCUUGAACAAGGGCAAACGAGGCGCAUCCGCCUACAUCCAUGCUGAGUGUAGUAAUGCCGCCCUCGGAUCCAGCUGUCCUCAUCAUCUCAACGAGUUGCUGGACAUCUUGCUUAUUCCCAGCAAACCUAUUGAUGACUGGGAGACCAUUGACUGGUGUAAAUGGCUCAUGGCUGGUGGACGGACCCCCGAUGAGUUUGCUAAUACAGUGAGAGUCUACGACAAUGCAACGACAUGUGGUCUAGUUUGGACACCCAAUUUUGUGGCGUAUCGAUGCCGUACCUGUGGAAUUUCACCGUGUAUGUCACUGUGCACCGAAUGUUUUAAAAAGGGAAAUCAUCAUAGGCAUGACUUUAACAUGUUUCUUAGUCAGGCUGGUGGAGCCUGUGAUUGUGGCGAUACUUCUGUUAUGAAAGAAACAGGAUUUUGUGACAAACAUGGGCCAAAAGCUGCUGUUAAUAAGUCAGCGGCACCAUCUGAUUUGAUGUGCGUUGCCGAAGCAAUAAUGCCAAGGAUAAUAUUAAGACUUAUUCAACAUUUAAGAGAAAACUGUAAAGUGGGCCAUCCUGACUAUAAAGGUGCAAUUCAGGAAGCUGAUCCUUAUUUAAAAAUGCUGCUUGAUUUAAAUAAUAUGGGAGCUUUAAUGAGAUGCGUAAUGACAACAGCUCUUACAAAUCCUCAAAAGUAUCGUGGUCUUAUGGACCCUUCAUGUUUUACUGGGCAUUCCGAGUACGAUCAUUACUGUCAGGACAGUAAUAAAAUAUAUCAAGAUGCAAUUAAAGCUCUACCAAACCCAGAACCACCGCACGAGUACAAAGAAUGCGCAUCUUUACAAGAGCAUUUGGAACAUACAACAUUUCUAGAAGAACUAGUGUUUUGGACAGUAGCUUAUGAAUUUCCCCAAAAACUUGUUUGCUUACUGUUGAACAUGUUGCCUGACCCGGACUAUAAAGAAGCGCUGACACGUGCUUUUGUUUUACACUACAGUAGGAUAUCAAUGAUGUUAGAACGUUCUACCGAUCCUGAUACCUUAAGCAACAGAGUCGUUCAUGUCAGCGUCCAGCUAUUCAGUAACGAAAGUCUGGCAGUUAGAAUGGUUGAUCAAUUAAAGUUACUUCAUGUUAUGGUGAUCAGUCUAAAGUACAUGAUGAGCAAAAUUUUGAUUCAAAAUACCCUUCAUGAUCCAGACAAAAAUUUUCAUUAUGUAGUCGAUUGUGGUCGACAAGUGAUGAAAGAGCAUUGCUAUUGGCCCCUCGUUUCCGAUCUUAAUAAUGUUUUAUCUCAUAAACCAGUUGCCCAAAGAUUCAUGAAUGACAUUGCUUUGUUAGAAAUGUGGUUUGAUUUUCUAUCUAUGUUUCAAGGUAUGAAUGUCAAUCAAAGAGAAUUGAGUCAACAUGUUGAAUUUGAACCGAAUACGUAUUAUGCCGCAUUUAGUGCUGAACUUGAAGCGAGUGCAUAUCCAAUGUGGGCACUUGUUUCGCAUCUUCGAGGACCUGAAAGUGCUUUACUUAGCCGUCGGGUAUUAAAUUUGUGUCUCACAGCGUUACAAGAUUGGUUAGACGCAGUAAAUUAUACCCAUCCAAAUGUGAGUGACAGUCUUCAAGUAUCAUUUCAUUUGCCUCUUCAUCGAUAUUAUGCCGUCUUCUUAUGCCAAGCAGUGCGACAACAAGGUGCAACAUUAAAUGAUUUGCUACCUCCCACUGAUAUGCUUCAUUUACUCAUGAUGCAUCCACUACGUGUCCAGGUGGCAUUUUAUGAAAUCUUGAAUAAUUUAUGGGUACGUAAUGGAUUGCAAAUAAGAGGACAAGCAAUGACUUACAUUCAAUGCAAUUUCUGUAAUUCAAUGGUGGAUGCCGAUCUGUAUUUAUUACAAAUAUGCGCUACCCAAUUACAACCCGACGUUUUCUUGGCAACAAUAAUUGAAAAGUUUCAUGUUAAGGAGUGGAUGAGCUUAAGUCGUUAUCAUGCACCGCAAAAUGAGUAUCUCGAAGGUGAACAUGAUACCUCAAUGUUAGAGAGCUGUUUGACUUUUUUGGCAACAUUAGUGAAUGUUCGAACCAAUUUAGGUCUUUCCGAUCCCGAAAUGUCAUGCUUAGAAAUGGUAACAUUGUUAUGUAUAGCUGAUAAAACUCAUAGCCAGUUAAUGGAAUUGAUGCCAGAACGCUGUGGCACUACUCAAAAUCGAGAUUUUGAAUCUGUUUUAGCAGAGGUAGCACAUUACAGAGCGCCGAAUCUAGAAGCUAGUGGAAACAUGCAACAAGGCAUGUACGGUCCAAAACCACGUGUUUGGGAUGAAUUGUUCGAUCCAUUACACGUUUUACUUAGAGCCGUACAAAGAAAGGACUUUCAAGUAUCAAUGGAUCGAUUUACAACAUACGUAAAGCAGUCUGGUAAAUUAAAAGCCAAUGCUACACCCUGGCCUCCAUUUCGUCAUCCUGCACCCGUUUCCGCGGACUACGACGAUCCACGGCUUGUACUUCGCUCCAAAGUAUUUCACGCAAUGAUUUUCGUAAUACUUUAUAAGGCGGUCAAUGGACAAAAUAUAUCCGAGCACAUAAUCGCCUUAGCCAUAUAUCUUUUAGAAAUGGCCGUAGUAUCCGCCGAAAUCCCCGAUAAAUCUACUCAUCCCGUGUGUCAAUAUAAUAGCGGCGGCGGAGCGCCACAUGUCUUUAAAGACAUGGACUUGAGUGGUUGGUUCAAAAAUAAUAAUCUUUCGGAAAAUUUGAGAACUCUGAUACCUAGGGUCGUGUUGAUCCAAGAACCAGAACAGAGCAGCUCUGACAGUGAAUUUGAAUGGGAAAUACAAGGUGAAAUGACCGAGGUGACAAUGUUGAACGACAGCGCCGACGAAAGUUCCAGCGGUGGUGUACUUGCUCUGCCGUCGUCAUCGGAUAACAAUGACGUACCCGACGACAGCACUACUGAUGCUGCCUCUUUGUCAGCUUUACCCACAACUAGCGUCGAAUACGGUAUUACAUAUGUACCGGAAGACAGGGUAGUCGCCAUACCACGCGACGAUAGCGAAGAUGAUUUAUUACCUUUGUCAAGAGCACUGCCACCAUCUACCGAGGAAUCCACGGUAUUUGCCCUCGAAUCACAUCCUACACCAAACACAAAUGAAAUGAAUAGUCAACCCGCGCUUCCACCGACUAUUCCACGUCCCGCCGUUUUGGCUGGCAAUGAAAUGGUCUUCGUUAAUUCUAUCAUUUCAAGGCUCAAUAAUACUGAAUCAACGUCGAUUGAAAUUGUACCUUCGACAUCUAAUUCUCAUAAGCACUUCAGACGAAGAGAUCCACAAACUGGAGCUGCGCAACCGCAAAUGGUACGAGUUGGAGAGAGCAUAAUUUCUCUACUACUGAAAUUACAUUCUCAAUUGUCCGGAGUGCCAGACAGUUAUAAUCCGGAAGAGUUUUUGGAGGCGGAGGCUGGAAGCAGUAUGGACACAUCGGCUCCGGCCAUCGAGUCGAGAAUCGGUGACGGGCCGUUCUUCAUCUCGCAGCUGUUGAAGAAAAUAGCCAAUUUAGAUCCAAUGUGUCGGGAAAACAUUAUUGAUUCGAGAAAUAGAUUAUGGCCGCGAAUGCAAGAUUGCGAGGAAGAGCAGAGGGAACGGGAAAAUCGCGAGAAGGAGGAAAGGCGUCGGCGUGCUAGGGAAAGGCAGCAAAAACUGAUGGCUGAAUUUGCUAGCAAACAAAAAUUAUUUAUGGAGAAGGCUAUGGAAUCUGAUGACGCAGACGGAUUUGUUAUGGACUGGGAUUCGGACGAGGGUCAAACCAAAAUGGCAAGCAAAAAAGAAUACGAUUGCGUUAUCUGUAAUCAAACGACACCGAGUAGCGAAGAUAAGCCAAUGGGUUUAGUAGUAUUAGUUCAAGCAACUAGCGUGAUAGGUCAUGAACGUCAACAUCCCGAGCGUUUAACACUCCCUACAUCCGAUGAUGAUCCACCGAUUCGACAACCGAAUGACGACACUCGUGGAGCUCACUUCGAUUACCGGAUAGAUGAAUUAAAUCGAUCGUUUGAUACGCUUUCAUGGUUAAUAUCGUUAAAUUUGGGCUGGGAAGGAGGUGUUCACGUGCAAACUUGUGGUCACCAUUUGCACCUAGACUGUCUUAAAUCGUACUUACAAUCACUUCGUAGUUCACAAAGGCAACAAAAUCUGGCUGUGGAUAGAGGAGAAUAUAAUUGUCCUUUGUGUAGACAAUUGGCUAAUUCCGUUCUUCCUUUAUCGCCUCAAUUAGGCGAGUGCUCAGCGGUUGUGUGCUCUCGUCAUUCGUCACCUGAAACAAUACUCCUGGAGCUCAAUAAUUUUCUGAAAGAAAUUCAACGAAGUCCCGUUACAUCGAAUUUAGCGAUGGCAAUGGGAAAGGCAAUGGAAGACAUGACAAGCUCUACUUAUUUGAAAUACAAACAAAAAAACUGGAGUACUAGUCAUCAAAAUCUGUUCCUUUUUGUUACAUCCGUGGCGCGUACUAAUUUCGAAGUCGAGCUUGUACAGCGGGGUGGUUCACUUUGCAUACCACCACCUACAACGAUUCCUCUCACACCGAAGCGUGAGUGCAUAGUUGCACUGCUAUAUGUGUUAGCCGUUCAUGCAAGGGUGUUAACGACAUGGCCUGUUCACCAUACAUGGCAACAAUUAUCGGGGUUACCCUUAGACCCAGUUCCACAAUUAGCUCUUACAGGCCAAGAAGGAGAAGUUCCAUUACUGCUAAGAGAUCCAACUGCUCUACUUAUUCAAUUUAUACUGUUGUUGCCACUUCAUUUAGAUCAAACAUACUUUUCCGCCGUGGUGAAAGUUUUGUAUAAUUUAUUGUACUACCAAGUUGUAUUACAAAUUAGUUGCGGCUUAACGCAAGCUGAAAGAAGCGCUAUCAUUGGUCGAGGAAUGUUAAAUGAUCGAUCAUGUCCGACAACUUCAGAGGCUAUUUUACGAACUGUAAUCACCUAUUUCCGUGAUAGUGAGCUUUAUCACAAUGACGAUGCAACGUCAACUUCAGCAACGAAUCAUGCCAAGAUAAGAAGCCACGUAAUUGAGCAGCAGAUUCAAACAUUGUGCUUGCCUUUUCUGCGAGUGGCAACACUGCUUCGACAUCACUUAUACGAGCAGCCGAUACCUUUAAUACGUUCUCCCGAAACUGAAUUUGUAAGGCUUGUUUAUUAUUUGGAAUUAGUAACCGAGGGUAUGGACUGGAAUUGCUUUAAUGCAUCGGUAGUAUUAAACUGGCAAAACGAGGAUGUGUCCGUUUCUGUACCAAGGCUUUGGUUCGAUCAGUUUGGUGCCUUUGUCAGUCAUAGUGAAAUUGCUGCCAGAAGCUUAAUCAUUGAUCAGCAUAUAUCAUGGCAUAUGCCAAAAUUACUCAGUCUUCCAAGAGAGUAUGAAAAAAUCUUUACAUACUAUCAUGAACGACAGUGCCGCCAGUGCCAUUCUGUGCCACAAGAAAUAAGUGUGUGCUUGUUAUGCGGUACAAUUGUGUGUUUGAAGCAAAAUUGUUGUAAACAAUCAAAUGUUUUUGAAGCCGUUCAGCAUUCUAUAGAUUGUGGUGGCGGAACAGGUAUAUUUUUAGUCGUGACUUCGACUUAUGUCGUUGUGAUUCGAGGAAGGAGAGCUUGCUUAUGGGGAUCUUUAUAUCUUGAUGAUUUUGAAGAGGAAGAUAGGGAUUUAAAACGGGGAAAGCCUCUUUAUCUAAGUCAGGACAGAUAUCAACUAUUGGAACAACAAUGGCUGGCCCACAGAUUCGAUCACACGAAGAAGACUUGGGUCGGACAUCGAGAUGCACUGUGACCCAUUAAAAUAAAAACCAAUCCAUCUGAAGUAAUAUUAAAAUUUCGAGUUACGGCCCAAUGCCUCGCCAAUGUUCACAAUGCUUUAAAAGUUAAUAAAUCCCUCUGAUGGCAUAUAGAUAUUAUAUUUAUUCUGAGGCAAAAAAUAGA